Molecule: messenger RNA, 1506 nt
Organism: Cucurbitaria berberidis CBS 394.84
Lineage: Eukaryota; Fungi; Ascomycota; Dothideomycetes; Pleosporales; Cucurbitariaceae
Product: MFS general substrate transporter
Exons: 4
Coding region: 1-1506 (501 amino acids)
Biological process (GO): transmembrane transport
Molecular function (GO): transmembrane transporter activity
Source: RefSeq, a predicted model, not a curated record
AUGGACUACCCUAUUGCAGAAGCUCGGAAAGGUCCAACACCCGCAAACCCGCAAUCAACAGCUUACCCGGUCAUGCCCACGGGGUGGAAAUACAAGAACUUGAAACUCGGCCCCAUUACUCUGCCUUGCUAUGCAUCGCCUGAGUCGCAGUUGAUUCUGGUGUCGUUCGUGUGCUUCCUGUGUCCAGGCAUGUUCAAUGCCCUAAACGGACUUGGUGGGGGAGGUCAGAUUGAGCUUGAUGCCAAUGCUAACAACGCUGCAAAUUGCGCGCUCUAUGCUACUUUUGCUGUGGUUGGUUUCUUCGCCGGCACUGUCACCAACGCCCUCGGCAUCAAAACUGCGCUCUCGUUUGGUGGCCUUGGAUACUGCGUGUAUGUGAGUGCAUAUCUAUGCUUCAAUCACACGAAGAACAUUGGCUACGUUAUCUUCUCUGGCUUGUUACUUGGGUGCUGCGCGGGCAUUCUCUGGUCCGCUCAAGGCGCGAUCAUGAUGUCGUAUCCACCAGAGAAACUCAAAGGUCGCUAUAUCUCCUGGUUCUGGAUAAUCUUCAAUUUGGGCGCUGUUGUUGGUAGUGUGGCUUCGCUUGGUUUGAACUACAACCAAUCCGAGAAUAAAGCUGUCAACGAUGCAACUUAUAUAGGCUUUUUGGUACUUACGUUCCUUGGAGCGUGCCUAUCUUGGACAUUAGUCGACGCUAAGGACGUUGUGCGUCGAGACGGCUCUAAAAUUAUCCUUAUGAAGCACCCAACCUGGAAGUCGGAAAUAUUCGGUCUUUGGGAAACACUUCGGAGUGAUCCCUACAUCAUUCUACUCUUUCCAAUGUUCUUCGCGUCCAACUGGUUCUACACAUACCAGUUCUCCGACGUGAAUCGUGUGCAAUUUACCACGCGUACUCGCGCCCUUAACAACACGCUUUACUGGCUAGCUCAGAUGUUUGGUGCUCUUGCCUUCGGGUUUGCACUCGAUUUUCCUUAUAUCAGGAGGACUACACGAGCAAAAAUUGCUUGGCUUGUCAUGUUUGGUCUUACCUUUGCGGUAUGGGGCGGGGGGUACGUUUUCCAAAGGCAGUACACGCGCGAGGACACGGAUCGGAAGGGCUAUGCCCAAUAUGACUGGACGUCAAAUGGCUAUAUCGGACCGAUGUUCCUGUACAUCUCUUACGGCUUCUAUGAUGCAGCAUGGCAGACGUGCGUGUAUUGGUUUAUGGGCGCUAUUAGCAACAACAGUCGCAAGCUGGCCAACUUUGCAGGCUUUUACAAAGGAAUACAGUCAGCAGGAGCAGCUAUAAUAUGGCGUUUGGACAUGAUGGGGAGUCCAUAUAUGAACCUGUUCGCUUCAUGUUGGAUUUUGCUGGCCGGCAGCCUGGUCAUUGCGCUCCCGGUCAUGCUCUUGAAGAUCAAGGACACUGUGCCGGUUGAGGAAGAUCUCAAGUUUACUGACGAAACUAUCGAAGACGUCAUUGGCCAUAAAGGUUUCUACAGCUCCCCUGCGCCAGAGAAGGUGUAA